Messenger RNA from Botrytis sinoallii, 3003 nucleotides. RefSeq lists its product as uncharacterized. NCBI's taxonomy places the organism in Eukaryota, Fungi, Ascomycota, Leotiomycetes, Helotiales, Sclerotiniaceae. The transcript has 2 exons. The record is from RefSeq and is a predicted model, not a curated record. Gene Ontology annotation, cellular component: ubiquitin ligase complex; cytoplasm. Gene Ontology annotation, molecular function: ubiquitin protein ligase activity; zinc ion binding; ubiquitin conjugating enzyme binding. The coding region runs from base 423 to 2519 and encodes 698 amino acids. Gene Ontology annotation, biological process: ubiquitin-dependent protein catabolic process; positive regulation of proteasomal ubiquitin-dependent protein catabolic process; protein polyubiquitination.
CCUUCAUCGUUAAAUCUUGGAAGCCGAACUUUCAUCGUUUUUCUUCUCAUACUACUCACCACCCCUACCUAAUAAAUCGUUUGGUCCAUCGUCUACCUAACUUUGGGAGAUUUUCAACACAAAUCUCUACAUGUUUGCUUGGUGUUGCUAACUACAUGAGAAAGGAAGAAAAGAUUUUUGUUAUCAAACACUGCUACGGUCAUAUUCCCUCACAAUUUCUAAGACCCUUAGCACUUUAUUCCUUGCAAACAAUUCUCCGAAUAUCUCUUAAAUCAAAUUUCAAAUCGGCUUUUCCCGCCUUGCUUGGUCCAUCCAUCAUUGAUUGACCCUUGCUGUCUAUCGCCCAACCCCAACCCCACUGGCCACCCGGUUCUAUAUCAGUCGUUCCAUAUCUCAAUCGAUCCAUCCAACCUUAGAUAUGUAUGAGUGUCGAUCGCAGAGCCAGAAACUGCCUUCGCGUUGAGAGAGAAGGGUUUUCAACAAUGUUACCAGCAUUGCGCGCCAGAUCUCAUCUUGACAUGCAAUACGAGGCUGCACCGCCUAUCGAAUACAAUGACGAUGAUUAUUUCCGCGAGGUGUUACAGUUGGACGGGCUAAUACCGACGGAGAUGCAAUUCGACGAAAGAUUGAACAAAGAGGCAGAAAAUUUGGGAAUUUCGAUAACGGGUCCUUCCGCAGACGAAAGAAUCGAUAGUCCUCCAUGCGAAUCCCCUUUCAAUCAAUCGCAUCACACACAUACCACUUCGUCCUUAUCUCAAGAAAGCGAUUCUACAGGAUUAACGUCGAGAUCAUCGGAUGAACAUUUGGACAUUUCAUCAUUACCACAAGCAUGGAAAAGACCUACGGCAAGGAGAAGUUUAUCAUUUCAUGAUUACGAGAAAUUUGUAAAGCAGAUCGAUGCUCAAAAUAAGCACCCAUUACCUCCGCCGAUACCUGUCAGUUCCCCGGAAUCAGCGCCAUCCCUUUUUUCGGUAUCCUCGAAACGCUCUUAUAUCAGCAUCAAGAAUGGAAUCAAAACCCGCUUCCGCCGCAAGCCCAAAACCUCUGGGGAACAAGUAAUCUCUUGCAUCUGUUGUCGGGAAGAGUUCAAGAAUUCUAGCACGUUGCGUACACUUCCAUGUGCUCACAAUUAUUGCGAAAAAUGCCUUCGAGUUCUGGCCAUCCAAGGCUGCAAGGAAGAAUCGAAGAUGCCACCCAGAUGUUGCAGCCAAGCUAUACCAGGAAACACAAUCAAAUCGGUCCUGGAUAAAGAAGAACAGAGUUUAUUCAUGAAAAGCGUUGUUCAAUUCAGUACACCAUGGGAAGCCAGGAUUUUCUGUCCAAAUACUUCCUGCGGUGAGUUUAUUCCGACACUUGGUAAAAUUGAUCCCAAGCAGCCGUUUGAGGUGGUUUGUCGAACUUGUGGAGAGAAAGCUUGUUCGAUAUGCAAGCGUGCGGCACAUCCAGGUGGCCAAGAUUGUCCUGAAGAUUACGAAUUAGAAGCUGUUUUGAGAAUGGCAAAGAAUGCGGGAUGGCGUCGCUGUUACAAAUGUAGAACUCUGGUAGAAUUAUCUCAAGGUUGUAGUCAUAUCACUUGCCGGUGUAAAGCCCAAUUCUGUUACAUUUGUGGGGCUGUGUGGGAUCCAUCGGUUGGCUGUCCAAAUUAUUGUAAUGGCGAGGAAAUGCUUGAACGUCGACGUCUCGAAGAAGAGCAGCGAAUUGCAGAAGAGGAGAACGCAAAGUUAGCGAGGGAAGAAGCAGAGAAGUUAGAAGCAGAGGAACGUGCAGCGGCCGAAGAACGGACCAGAAAGAAUGCCACACUGAACGCCCUUCGGGCUUGUCAGAUCAAUGAGAGAGACCGAUUUUGCGCCUUCGAGAGAAAAAUGAAGUGGAUCAUGUGGACGCGACACGGUCGAGCUAAAAUUGAUAUUUUGGAUCGCUACGGUGAGCUCUCAACAAAAAUGAAAGAACGCCAUCAAAGGACCUCGACGCAUCUAGAAGAUCGGCAAGUCGCUGCUGAGAUGGAGCUGAGAGCCACUUUAAAGCAGAGCGAAAGAAGCGUGCAAAUCCGUUUAAAGCAUAUGGAAGCUUACUGCAGUGGACUUGGUAGAAGUUCUGGUGGUUAUGAUGUACAAAGAAUCGUUACCGAGAAAGAUCUUAGAGAGCUUGGGCAGCAAUACAAUAUUCGGGACGACUUGGGCCGUUUACAUCAGAGCAGGAUUAACGUCAUGCGGGACAAGCAAGCGAAACAAAUGGAAAACUUAAUCAUUCGUCAAGACGAAGAACUUAAAAAUCUAAUGGUCAAACAGAAUCAAGAGUUAGAGGCUCUAGAGGAGAUGCAUAGCAGAGAAGAAGAAGGAAUAAUGACGCUGUUCAUAGAAAGAAAAUCACGACUCACGCGGAGAUGGUACUUAGUCGAAGAGGUAGAACGAAAGAAGCUCACUAAUGCAGAGGGCGUGCAAUUCGCAGCCAUGCCACCGAUACCAUGGCCUCAAUCAAUGAAGUCUCCAGCUCUCGGCCUGGAAGCUGUUUUUGAGUGAAGCUUCAUGAAUUUUAGAAGCUUCCAUCUUUUGUUUUCUUAUCACAACAAUUUUUGUGGCAUUAUUACACUUUCUCGACAUAUAUGUACGAUUAUUGUGAAGGUUGUGUGAUUUGAAUCAUCUCAUCUUGUUCAAAAUUCAGGGACUGAGCAUUGGCGCUUAGGAAUGGAUGAAAGAACUUUAAUAUAAUGGUCCCGGCUGGAUUAACUAAUGGGUGGAAUUGACGCUUUUAGGCCGUUGACCUCUUAGGAUUUUUCGUUGGCUGGAUUAUCGGGAAAGGUUAUUUGGAGGGUUAUUUGGGUCUGGAGACUGUGAGGGAUGUUUAUUAUGAAUUUAUUUUAUGGUGUCCCAUGAUUUUGGGAGUGAUGGAUGAUAUGGAUGAUGAAUGUGUAUGGUUGCGAUGAAUAGGAGUAUAUAUACCCAAUGGUUUUUAUCUUUGUCUUUUUAAUUACGAUGUUAGAAAUUUUAUAUAUCGAUUAUAUUA